AGUGGAGAGUCACGGGAUGCCAUGGAUGUUUUGUUUACUAAUCUGCAGCAGCCUUUCUUCCUUGUAGCCGACAGCUAACCUACAUUCUUGCUGACAGCAGGGGAUUCGGGCUAAAAUAGGUGUGUGUCAGCUGACAGUUGUGUGAUGCUAGCAUGUUAGCUUCGGAGUUAGCAAGCAGUUACUGUACUAACUUGGCGUUUGUCGUUUAUAACGUUCGCUGCGUCUGGUCUUUAAUACUUUGAUCAACCGGUGCAUUUUUUGUGUGUGACUCCAUCAUCGAUUAAUGGACCAAAUCGGUUUAUCAUGAAACAAACCCGUUAUUUAACGCCAAGUGGGUUUUUAUAGCAUUUCCGAGCUAGCUGAGAGGAAGCAAUCUCCUUAGCAGUCGUAGCUAGCUGUUACAGUUGCUUAGCUAACCAGUAGGCGUCUUCAUGGAGAGUUUUAAAGUGUUGAAGUUAAGCUUUCAAUAUUGGUUGUAAGGUUAUGUUAUGUGAACAGACCACAGAGCUGCGCUUUUUUUGCUAAGGUAAAUGUUGAUUAAAUGGCAAAAACUGAGCAGGGCAAUGGACUUGAUUUGCGGGGCAGUACAGAGAAGCUGACAGAAAAUGGGAAAGGCAAUUCCUAUGGGUCCGACCCAGAGGUAAACGGCAGUACAGUCCCCGGGGAGAAACAGGUCGACAAGUACGGAUUCACCGGAGGAGCUCAGCAGUCCGUCGGAAAUUUUGCGGAAGAAAUCCCAACUGAGGUGCUGAGGCAGCGUGAGGCAAAAUGGCUGGAGAUGCUCAACAGCUGGGACAAAUGGAUGGCCAAAAAACACAAGAAGGUGAAAGAGCGCUGUCAGAAGGGGAUCCCUCCAUCCCUGCGUGGCCGGGCCUGGCUCUACCUCACUGGAGGCAAAGUGAAAAGGGAGCAAAACCUGGGCAAAUUCAAGGAACUGGACAGCCAGCCAGGAGAUCCUAAAUGGAUAGAUAUUAUUGAGAGGGACCUCCAUCGACAGUUUCCCUUCCAUGAAAUGUUUGCAGCAAGAGGAGGUCAUGGGCAGCAGGACCUGCUCAGCGUGCUGAAGGCUUAUACUCUGUAUCGUCCUGAAGAGGGCUAUUGUCAGGCUCAGGCUCCCAUUGCUGCUGUACUCCUGAUGCACAUGCCAGCAGAGGAUGCAUUCUGGGUUCUUGUACAGAUAUGUGAGAAAUACCUUCCUGGCUACUACAGUACAGGGCUGGAGGCCAUCCAGCUGGAUGGGGAGAUCCUGUACGCUCUGCUGCGGCGGGUGUCUCCUGUGGCCCACUCUCACCUCAAGAAGCACAAGCUGGAACCCAUCCUGUACAUGACCGAGUGGUUCAUGUGUGCCUUCUCUCGGACUCUGCCGUGGGCCUCAGUGCUGCGUGUCUGGGACAUGUUUCUUUGUGAGGGCGUGAAGAUUAUCUUCCGAGUGGGCCUGGUACUCCUGAAGUGCAUGCUGGGAUCCCAAGAUAAACUGAAGUCCUGUCAAGGUCUCUAUGAAACAAUGGAGCUGCUCCGAGCUAUACAGCCACAGUAUAUGCAAGAAGGCUUCCUGGCACAACAGAUUGUUGAGUUACAGGUGUCUGAGAAGGACAUUGAGAAGGAGCACCACUCUCAGCUGCGGCGAUGGAAGGAGUCUCAUGGAGAUUUGCACUGCAAGUCCCCUCCCAGGAUGCACGGCGCCAAGGCCAUCAUUGCUGCCGAUCCACCCAGCCGACAGGACCUUAGACAGAGGCCCACCAUCAUCGUGCAUUCUCCUGAGGGAUUCAAGACAGAUGGGGAGAGAGCAGAGUACAUAAAGAAAAAUAGAAAGACUAAACAGGAAAAGGAGAAGAACACAAACCUACCACCCCAGGAAAUCGUUAAUCCUUACCUUCCUCACAGUGAACCCUCCCCUCUUCUCAAGCAAAUGACCAGAGAAGAAGGGUCCAAAGAGAGUCUGAGCAGUGCAGAGCAUGACACUUACCUGUAAUGGGGUAAGUGUCACCGGUUUACACACAAAGCAUUCCAAAUUACAACUAAGUUAGCAGUGACAUUCGUCAGAUUUCAGCCUCACAUGUCAUAGCUGUCAGUGACAUGACAGACGUUUUCAUGACAUAGUGCAUCUGUAGUAGUGUGACUGUCAGGUUUUGGUAAAAUUGACCUUUUUACAACCUUGACACUGCAGAAAAAGUUAUAUUUUUAAAAACAACAUUUGUAAAAUUUGAACAUUUGUAAAAUUAAUCACAUUUAUGAAACACUUUUAGAUGAUUGUCACUUACACAGGGGUUUACUGCACUUGUACCUUAGUUGCAAAGUCAUGGAAAUUGUGCAUAAAAAUAUUGUAAUUUCUUGUAAAUUUAAUGGAACACAUCAAUAAUAAUUUCCAGGAAGCAACAACAGAUGGUGACUAUGUGUCCUUUGCAUACAUGUCUGUGAAGUUUUAGCCUGCGGGAGAUCAGAGCUGUUAGCUUCAUAUGACUGGACAUUCGGGGAUAUACACUCACACUCGCUGUUAACAGCUGCUGAUGCUGCUGGUAACCUCUUUAAGGCAGCGUUUUUAUUCUUUCCAUUAGUUGUAAAUGAAGUCUGAUUUUAUUUUAAUUGAUGAGGUCUUAUCUAGAGCACUUUGCCUUCAUAGUCUUCCUCUUUGUCAGCAUUAGUCACUAUGUUGCCAGCGUAGAUAUUCUUAGUUGAACUCCUUUGCUAGACUCAGUCAUUCGCACUAAUUUGCAGUCUCACAUUUUAUCAGUGUGUCUGCAUUUGUUUUGCACAGUCUUGUGACAGUUAAUGCUACAUCCAUGAGUUUGUCUGUGCUGUUGUCGGCCACUUGGGGGCGUCCUGAUUCUGAUAAUCUCUCAGCCUCAGCAGUGACCAUCAGUAGCAGUAAAAACUGUCACAUGCUGUUUGAGUCUAAAAUGAAGGAGGAAGUGUGCAGGGAACUUUUGUGCCACUAAGCCAAAGAUUUAUGCGAUUAAUGUGUAUUUUUAAGAUAUAUGUUGUGUAAGCAGUUUGUUCAAUCAUAUUGAGAUGCAGUAUGUGACUGUUGUUAAUUUGGGAGAGCAUUAUGAUUCUAUUUAUGUUGUGAGUGAGAAAUGGUAAAUGCCAUUUUGAAGAACAUGAAUACAAAGCUUUUGUUUUUCUUACAUUGUGCUUAAAAGUUUGUGGGUCCUUUAGAGAUAUCUAAUUUUGCUGUACAGGAAAAAGCUUUUUUUCUCUCUGUGGCAUAGAAUCUAAAUGAAGGCCCAAAUGCUCAAUAAGUUACUUUUUUUAACAUCCUAAAUCAGGAAAUGAUUUGUUGAUGUUCUUAGUAGCAAAACUGCUUUUAAUAAGCUUAAAAAAUCCAAAAUCAAAAUUCGAGUCAGCAGUUCUAUUCUAAUGGCAUUAGUUUCCAUUAUUUAGUUAAAAUGAACUAAAACACUAGCUCUCUUUGUUACUUGAAAUAUGAAAUAUGUUUUUUUUUUUUUUGCACUUGUAGAAAAAAGCUUUUUAGGUAGAUGUCAGGAAAGAAAAUCCGAGCAACAUUAGAUAUUAAAACAUUGAGGGAGCCACAAAUCUUUGUCAGUGACCAAAAAAUAUGUAUUGAUACUCAUUUAUUUGUGUUGUUUCAGUGAAGAAAUUGCUUGAAAAACUCUUAAUGAAUUCAACAUUUAACACUUCAAGUUCAGGAAAUUCCUCCAUCAGCAGUUAAGUGUGUAACUGUCCAUCAGAUGUGGUCAAGGUUUUUUAAUGGGAAAUGGUUGUGGGUGUGUGUUUCAAACCUUGUGGAGAUUUUACUUUUAAAUAUUUGCCUACAGGUUUAUUUUUUAUUCGAAACUCUGUUUGUCAUGUCCUGUGAAGCUAUUUUGAUUUUAAACUUCUUCUGUGGCAAGAACAUUCGUCAGAUCACAUUUAACCACAAUGCAGUCCAUUAGUUGAGUUUCUAUGAGGAGUUUUUAUAUUGUCAUGUAGACAGUGCCACAAAGAUUCAUCCAGAGGUUCAAAUGAAUAUGAAGGAUAAAGGACACAGGAUGUGGUUAGCCAUCUAAAAACUAUAUUUUUUGUAUGAAUAUUGAAAUUAAAUCCUUUUAUAAAGAUGAAGUACACUCCAUAUAGAUACUGAGAUGUUCCUUUUUAGUUACUAUUGCAAUUAUUAGGAUUAAAGAGAAAACUUAUUAAGCCUAAGGCUUGUAAAUCUGCAUUCUGCUGUUUUCGUCAGUAUACUUUAUUUUUGAUCUGUGUGCCGAUUUGAUUUGAAAUCAGUCUCUCUUAUCUACAAGCUGUUUUAUAUCAAAUUGUAAAUUUAAAUCAAUAAAAUCUGAAACCUCA
This is a messenger RNA of Scatophagus argus, 4287 nucleotides long. RefSeq names its product TBC1 domain family, member 10Ab (gene tbc1d10ab). The transcript has 9 exons. Lineage: Eukaryota; Metazoa; Chordata; Actinopteri; Scatophagidae. The coding region runs from base 542 to 1972 and encodes 476 amino acids. The record is from RefSeq and is a predicted model, not a curated record.